Messenger RNA from Jatropha curcas, 2533 nucleotides. RefSeq names its product eukaryotic translation initiation factor SUI1 family protein. The record is from RefSeq and is a predicted model, not a curated record. Gene Ontology annotation, molecular function: RNA binding; translation initiation factor activity. Lineage: Eukaryota; Viridiplantae; Streptophyta; Magnoliopsida; Malpighiales; Euphorbiaceae. Gene Ontology annotation, biological process: formation of translation preinitiation complex; translational initiation.
AGCUUGUAACAAAAACUAAAAAUUUGUAAACCCUCCGAUAACACAAUUAUGAGUACUUCCUUAUAGUACCUCUGCACCGCUACUAUACUCUAGCUUUCCCGAACCUUCCUUUGCUCGAAAGCCAAACUCAUCGUAUCAUUUCACUUUCAAAACUCUCUCAAUUCUAAAUUAGCAGAAGAAACAAUAUUCGCUCAGGGAAAAAAAUGUUUAAGAAGGCAGUAGAGGCAAAAUCGCAUCAGAGGCUUUCUGGUGCCGACAGAAAAAAGCUUAAACGAACCAUCAGAGAUAAGUUUCCUCGAGCUUCUGAUGCCGAUAUUGACAUUUUACUCCCGCCCAAAGCAGAGAUUACUGUUGCAAAAUUUCAAAAUCGAGUCCAUGUAUUUGGUGUCGAAGGUGGCUUUCCUAUGUUUUUUGAUGUUGAUGGGCGAGGCACAGAAAUUUUCCCUACAGUUUUCGCUCUUUGGAAGGUCCCUGAAUUGUUGCCUUCUUUUAUGCUUAAGGGGGGUGAGGUCUCUCGGUUUGUCAUUGGAGGGGCGGAUUUGAUGUUCCCCGGCAUUACUGUACCUGCUGAAGGCCUACCUUCUUUUUCAGCAGGGGAAGUAUGGGCAGUAAAAGUUCCUGGAAAUCCAGCACCUAUUGCUGUUGGAUCUACCACUAUGAAGAGCACUGAAGCAAUAAAAGCUGGUUUGCGUGGAAAAGCCUUAAGGAUAACUCACUAUUACCGAGACUUACUUUGGGAAUCUGUUGAGGGCCAUUAUGUGCCAAAUGCAGGUUUCUUGGAAGAUGUUGUCUUUGAGGAUCCUGCUUUCUCAUCAUCAGUUAAAGUUCCCGAUGCAUGUGAAGCUGGUGGUGAUGAUGAUCAGCAGAAUGAGGAUCAGAGCAAAGAAAUUGGGGAAUCUGCUGACCUAAAUGAGGUCACAUCGGAGCCUCAUCCAUCUUCAAACGUGAAACUUGAUUCUAAAAAUGACAUUGUAGAACAAGUCAGUGCAGAUGUGGGUGAUUUGAAAAUAAAAGAUAAUAUAGCUACUGAUGAAUCAAAUGCUGAGGGGCAGCAUAUGUUGUCAACUACUGAUGUGGAUGCUUAUUUGGACAAAUGCCUGUUGCAAGCCCUGCAUAUGACUGUUAAGGACAAAGAUCUUCCAAUGCCUGGAAGCACCUUAUGGUCAAACCAUGUUUUGCCUUGUAGACCUUCUGGUGUCAUGCUAGAUAUCAAGAAAUCAUCCCACAAGAAAUUGUCGAAGUGGCUGCAAGCAAAAUCAUCUGCAGGAUUGAUUUCAGUGAAGGAAGACAAAUAUAAAAAGGAAACUGUAUUAUUUUCCAUUAACCGCGCCCAUCCAGAUUACUUAUCCUUUAAGCCAGAGAAGAGGCAGGAACAGAAAAUUGAUCAGACUGCUGAUCAAGCUACUAGUGCAAGUCGGCCACAAAAAACGCUUGAAGUGACAGAGAUCUAUAAACCAAGUGUUCAUGUCAAUCCCAUUUUUGCUUCUGUUGGUGCCGAUACUGGGAAACUUUACAGUGCUUCCGAAGCUUCUGAUAUUGUCUUCAAGUAUAUUGAGAAAGAAAAUUUGGUCAAGCCCACAAACAAGGCUUUUGUAGUUUUAGAUCCAACAUUAUGUGAUGCUUUGUUCAAGGGAGCAAUUAAGAAAGGAUCAACAUACCCAACUGAGAUUCAUAAGAAGGAUCUAGGAUUGACAUUUGUAAGCCGGAUGCAAGCACAUUACGUUGUUACGCGUGGAAGCGAGUCAGUUGUUCGUAAAGGUUCAUUGAAGGCAAUUCAAAUUGUAACAGAAAGGCGACAAGGUAACAAGAAGGUCACAAAGGUCUCAGGUAUAGAAUCAUUCUUGAUGGAUGCUGAGGCAUUGGCAUCAGAGUUGCAGAAAAAAUUUGCUUGCAGUACUUCAGUGCAAGAGCUACCAGGAAAGAAGGGGUUUGAGGUUCUUAUUCAAGGUGGUGUGAUCGAUGAUGUAGCACGGCAUCUGGUCGAACAAUAUGGGGUUCCAAAAAGAUAUAUUGAGGUUCUUGAUAAAACCAAGAAAUGAAAAGUACUCUUAAUGGUGGGAGUAUUCAUGAGAUUAUGGAAGGAAGCAAAUUACUAAAUUACUACUUAAACCCUCAUUUGAUACAAUCCCAGGAAUGAGUGCUGAGCGGAGGUUAGAAUUGAGUUUUCCUUGAACUUGCUUUUAUACGAGAAAAUUAGGGUCAAACUUCCUUCUGCAAAGAUGUUCAAGUAUAUGAAGUUUUUCUGCAGCAAUGCCUAAAUCUACGCCGAGAUUAAAUUUUAGGAAAUCGACUAUUUUACAUGACUUUUCUGCAGCAAUGUCAAACUUCCUUUUACUUUCGCAUGUCAAGAUUGUAUAGACUAAUCUUUACUCUUCCCCUUACCUGGAAUGGGUUGAUUUAGUGUUGGUUUUGUAAUGAUCUUAUGGCACUUCCUACUCAUGUUAUUUGUUAUAUUUUGUGAUUUGAGAGGUGAGGUGAGCCAUGUCUUGCAUGAAUGUUUCCAUUUUUAACAUAAAUGAACAAUUUUCCUCCA